Messenger RNA from Rhizophagus irregularis DAOM 181602=DAOM 197198, 1032 nucleotides. RefSeq lists its product as uncharacterized. Lineage: Eukaryota; Fungi; Glomeromycota; Glomeromycetes; Glomerales; Glomeraceae. The record is from RefSeq and is a predicted model, not a curated record.
GAAAUCAAAUUUGCGAAAGUAUGACCUCUAGUUUAAAGAUCCUUCUUGAUAAAGAAAAGGUUGACGCUUUUAGGGUGUUAGUGCUAUAUAUGAGCGAUUUCACGAAAGAAAACGUGAUUAUGGUUAUCAACGAAAGAGAAAUUAAGUUGCUUUAUGAAGAAGCAAACAAAGGGAAAGUCUUUGGAACAUUGAAAGAUAUUAAAGAGAUUAGUUCUAUAAACAUAAUCAACGAUAGAAAUCAUUUUAUAUUAAAAUUUCAAAUCCUUCGUUUAUUACAAGCGUUAGAAGCUAUGGACAAUAAAUCCAAUGUUAAAAUGGAACUUAAAAUAAUAGGGGAAACUACAAUCCUUUUAUUCGAGACGAAUUGUGAUGAAAAAUCGGCGUCAAAAUUUAAAGUAGAGAUUGUGGGCGAUAAUCGUUAUAGACAAAAUCCUCCACCAAUCAGUCGGAGAGCGAUAAAAUUUAAUGAUAGUGAUUUAUACAAACUUCUAAAAAUGGCUAGAUUAUUUUCAAAAAUCAAAGAUAACCUGCUUGUAUCAGUUCAACAUAAUACAAAUCACCAUAUUUUCAAAAUCAAAUAUUCUCUUGAUACAGGAAGUAAAAUGUGCCAUCAAGUUAAAUACAGAAGGAAAGAUCAAAACGACGUACGAUCAUCGGAUGUUACAGCAGUCAAAUCACGACUGUUUGCUACGUUCUUUAAACUUGCGAAUCUAGGGAACGUAUCAUGCUUUGUUAAACAACAUGAAUACAUUCUAUUAGAAGCUGAGAAUUUGAAUGAUGAAAAUAUAGGAAUAAAGGUUUAUUUGAAAGGGUUAUCAGAAGUGUAUUGAUGUAAGCAUUAGCAUAGGAUAGAAUAAUUAGCAAUUAAAUGUACUAAUACGCGACCCUCGGAACAUUUCUAAGUUUCUAACCACUGUUGGGAAUAUUUCCUUCAAGUUUUAAAUAUAUAUUUUAGUUUUAUAAUUUAAUUGUAAAAAUUUGUAAAUAAAAAUAAUGCGCGUGAUAUAGGCAAACAAUUGUACUUCUCUGACU